AUGCCAUCGUACUUAUCAAACAUACCCCAUCAUCUCCCCCACAUAACACUCACAAACUUCAUCUGGUUCCUCGUUGUGCUGAACAUCAUUCUGUUCAUAUACAUCCAAAUAUCAAGCCAUCGGUCUCGACAAAAAACUACUAAAGUUACCAACCUCAGAGGCAGCGAAAGUUUCAUGGGCCACUGGUGCGGCGGUAUGAAUUCCUUUUUCGCCUGGAAGAGAGUUGUGGAGAUAGGGUAUAGGGAUACACCGCAGUUUGGUGCACAGAAGAAGAAGACCGAGAUAUAG
Messenger RNA from Morchella importuna, 288 nucleotides. RefSeq lists its product as uncharacterized. Bases 1 to 288 code for a protein of 95 amino acids. NCBI's taxonomy places the organism in Eukaryota, Fungi, Ascomycota, Pezizomycetes, Pezizales, Morchellaceae. The transcript has 3 exons. The record is from RefSeq and is a predicted model, not a curated record.